AUGGCCGGUCCUCGAGAUUAUGAUCACUUGUUCAAGCUGUUGAUCAUUGGCGACAGCGGAGUCGGGAAAAGUAGCCUGUUGCUUCGUUUCGCCGAUAAUGUCUUUUCCGGUGCGUUUUUGAAAAUGAUCCGAAAAAAGUUAUACAAUGUCUGAACUUCAAACGGGUAUAAAAGCGGUUUUUAAACAAGUUUUUUUUUGUAUUAAUUGAUUUUUAAAGCGCAAAAAGAUAAGUUUUUUUCUGUUAUUUUUUUCGAAAAAAAGUUGAAAAAAAUAUCUAUAUCUGAUUUUUCGACCUGGUCAAAAAGCGGGUUUUUUUCCUCCAUUUGCCAAUAUUUAUUUUUAAAUUUUAUUUUUUUCAAAAUUUUGAAAAAAAGUCAUGCAUCCUUUUUGUUUUGUCCUCUUAGCAGCCUAGAAUGACACCUCUUCAAUAUAAAUUGACCCUUUUCCCUUCUUUUUUCACUUUUGGUGAGCCUCCGAAUUUCUGGAAAGAAGGCUCAGUAAAUGCCGCACAACGGAACCCUUUCAGCGAUUUUUCGAACCCGAUUUCGCCAGCGCUUUUCGUAUUUUCGUGAAGAAUUUGGAAAAUUACCUUUUUUUGAAGACAACUACAUCACGACGAUCGGAGUCGACUUCAAAAUCCGAACGAUGGAUAUCGACGGUCAAAGGGUGAAACUGCAGAUUUGGGACACGGCCGGCCAGGAACGAUUCAGAACCAUCACCUCGACGUUAGUCAAAUGAGAAACGAAAAAAAAAAUACAUUUUUGAACCCAAUCUGACGAUAAUUCUGAAAGAAUUUGGCCUGUUGAAUAACGGAAAAAGAAGUUUGGAAAUAUUGAAUACGUCUUCUAGAGCUUAUCUUUCUGUGAAAGGUCCAUCCGAAUUUAAUGACCUCUCUGAUUUUUGAGAAAAAUGCUUCGAAAAGGUCCGUGCAGCAAAAGUUGCUCCAUGGACAAAAUCAAAAUUUUUUUCAUUUUUUCAACUCUCAUUCAUUUUUCCUUCAUUUUUGUGUAAUAAAAAAACAAUAUAAAAAUAGAAUAUUCAUCAUUGAAUCUUCCAAUUUCAAUAAUAUUGGGAAAGACUUUUCUAUAAAAAGUCAAAAGGUCUUUAAGCCGAUUUUUGAGUGAAUAUUUAGAAAAAAUUCUCAAAAAGGCCCCUAAUUUUCAAAUUAUAUCCUUUAUUGACCACGUAUUUUUGAUGGGGGUUGUUUUUUUUCCUCCUGUUUUUACAAUAUUUUCAACUCUUUGUGCAAAAAUUUUUAGUGGUCACUACAGAGACUCGCGAAGGACUACUUGGAGAGGACACUGAAGUGGCCACUAAGGUUCUCUAUUUAGUGGUCACUUCAGUAGUUUUUCCUCCAGUAUUUCCUCCCAGUAAUUCUGAUAAUUUUCAAACAAACAGAUUGGACCAGUUAUGUAGAUCCAUUGACCCCUAAAGUAGCCACUAAAAUGUUUAGUGGUCGAUUAGAAGCACUUAGACCUCUAUAGUGGCCCCUGAAACGUCAAAACCCCAAAGUGGCCACUUGAAUAUUUUUCCAGUUUCUUGGAGUAAUAUUAUUGAAAUCAAAUUUUGAAGAUGCCGUUUUUCGAGAAAUCAGUAUCAGAAAAUCAUUUUUGAGUAUAAAACUUUCGUAGGUACUACCGCGGGACCCACGGCGUCGUCGUCGUUUUCGACGUCACCAAUGGAGAAUCUUUCGGAAACGUCAAACGUUGGCUUCACGAGAUCGAGGCCAACUGCGACAAUGUCCAGAAGGUCCUGGGUGGGUUUCCUGUUUCACUUUUUAAUUAUAAGUUGACGAAUUUUUUUUUAUUGUUGUGAUAUCCCCAUUGAAACACUAAAAGUUUUUGAAAAUUAUGAUUUUUUUGAAUAUUUUUUUCAGGCCUAUAUGGUUUUUAAAAAAAUAGAACAAUCUACAGGAAAAAUAUUGAAUAUAUAUUCAGUUUUUUUGUCGCAAUUUUAAUAAAACUAUUCUUUUGGACUUGCGAAAAAAAUGUUGGCAAUUUUGAUUUGAGGGUUUUUUUGAAUUUGAAUUGAAACGAGAAGUGUUUUUUUAGCGUAGGUCUUAGAAUUUGUUAGGAUUUUUUUUUAAAAAAAGCUUCAUUGAGCUCAGAAACAGGGUUAACAUAGCGGAAAAAAACACCAAAAAGGAUAAUUUUUAAAUUUUUUUAAAAAAAUUUGCUCAGUUUCUUCGAAAAUUCAUUUUUUUAAUAUAUGAAUACCAUCAAAAAGAUCCUGAAAAUGAGCUUAAAUUUUUUUCAUUUCAGGAAAUUUUUAUUACACUCAAAAAUAACCUUAAAAAAAUAACUUUUUUUAGCGCUUUCUCAUGUAUCGUUUUUAUCAGAAAGGCCCUUUUUAAGGAGCUAAGAAAGCCCUAAUUAGUUCCAGAAAAGGGGGAAUGAGAAUCCGGUAAAAGGUCCUUUUUUUCUUUAAAAAGAAGCUUCAUAUCAAGCUCCAAAAUUUUUUUAUCGAAAAAUAGAAUAGUUUCUGGUGACCAGAGGGGCAAGAUCCAUAUACCCAGAAAAAAAUGAGUUUAAUUUUUAUAAAAAAAUUGAAACUUUCUGACUUUUGAGGGUUCCCCAUUUUUCUCUCCCCAGUCGUAUUGGACACUGUUUUUUUGAGACCGGACUUGUAAUCAGCGUAAAAAAUUAAAUAUGGAGAUUAUAGUCUCAUUCAGAAGUCAUCCAUGAAGUUUUUUUUUGCAUCUUAUUAGAAAAAGGAGCUUUUUUAGUGUCCUUAACUGGUCACUCACAAGGAGUAAUCGAUUUUUAAUUGGUAAAUGCGUUUUUUGAGCAUUUUUUUUGAAAAUUCCAGUAUAAAUUGUAAAGUUACUUGUUUUUUUUUUCAGAACGGUAAAGUUACUAUCUAUUUUAGUGAAUAAUUUGAGAUAUAUUGAUCAAUAUGAUGGUAAUGUUUUCAAGUCGGGAACAAGUGCGAAGACGAAUCGAGAAGAGUCGUCUUGGAGUCGGACGCGAAGCAAUUCGCCGACUCGAUGAACAUAAAAUUCUUCGAAACUAGCGCCAAGGAGGAUCGGAAUGUCGAAGCGGUCGGUUCUUCAUCUUCCCGUUUCAUCGAGAAUUCUUAGUAACCAAUAAAAAGAAUAAUUUGAUGAUUUGAUGUGGAGCAAAUAUGGAAAUAGAAAGGUAUUUUUUUGGGAUUUUAGGCCGUGUUUUGCAUUUGUAAAAUACGGCCGUCGCGAUAAUCAGUAGCUGGAUGCCGCGUUUCAAAAAAACUUUGAAGAAACGCGGCAAAUUGAAAUGAAGAGGUCACUUAAGAAUAUUUAGCAGCCCUAGAGUGAACCCUUGGAUCUACUUCGCCGCCUAAAUUUUUCAAUUUUUCUUCUAUUUUUUUAUAGAUUAAAUUAUCGCGUAUAAAUCGCGUAUAUAUAUAAAUCGCGAAGGCCGUGUUUCACAAAUAAAAACACGGCCUAACUUUCCAAAAUGUUCCCGUUUUCAAUUUCUUAGUCCCCAGUAUUGAGGGGGACAAACGGAGCGGUCGUUUCUCCGAGUACCCCUUAAAGGAUCACUAGGGGAACGUAAGUGGUCGCUCAAGUGGCCCCUUUAGGGGUGUGGUACUUGGAGAAACAAAAAAAAAUUGAGAAACCGCUAUAGGGACCGCUGAAGCUUCAUGAGCUUAAAGGUCAGACUCUAGGAAUCUAGGGAGCGUUAUUUUGUCCACUAUAGGGGCUUUUUUCCCUGAAUCCUCUAGUGAACACUUUGGAGUCCCUAAGUAUGACGACUAAAACGACAAAACGGAUAUUGAUUGAUUGAUUGAAGAUGCUCCAAUUUUUCUGAAACAUUCCAACUUUUCAGAUGUUCUCGUGCAUCACGCGGCUGGUCCUGACGGCGAAACUGUCGAACCCGACGGCGACGAGUACUCCGGCACGUGGCGUCUCCCUCAAGGACGGCGCCCAGCGCGAGAAAAAGAAGUGCAAGUGCGGGUAA
Caenorhabditis auriculariae is the source of this 3938-nucleotide messenger RNA. The record is from the annotation of a GenBank genome assembly. NCBI's taxonomy places the organism in Eukaryota, Metazoa, Nematoda, Chromadorea, Rhabditida, Rhabditidae.